Acyrthosiphon pisum (pea aphid) is the source of this 2420-nucleotide messenger RNA. It is a transcript of the gene Gint3, whose product is annotated as GDI interacting protein 3. The record is from RefSeq and is a predicted model, not a curated record. Gene Ontology annotation, cellular component: cytoplasm. The transcript is spliced from 7 exons. The coding region runs from base 649 to 1959 and encodes 436 amino acids. Lineage: Eukaryota; Metazoa; Arthropoda; Insecta; Hemiptera; Aphididae. Gene Ontology annotation, molecular function: protein binding.
UUGUAAAUAAUGUAAUACACCAAUCACCAAUGCUAGGUAAAUCUGUACCAAACGUAGAAGUCGUAUAACAUACGUAUUAUAUACUUACCGCGCUUACUUUAAUAUUAUACGUUAUCCGUCUUACGUUGGUUGUCGUCGUUCUUAGCUGACCGUUCGACGAUAAUAUAAUUAAAUAACAAUACUAUAUUACUAUUAUUAUUAUGGUUUUUCGAACGCCGAUCGCAUCGUCCGGCCCGCAUAGGCAGAAUUACCGUGAGCAGCUGUAAUGACAUUUCAAGAACAGGUCGUCCCGCCUCCGUCGAACAACGAUACAUCGACGAUCGGGUGUCUGCACGGUCUGUCCACGUUCGCCAAGCUCUACUCGCUCACCGUACUCGACGACUGUUUCUCGGUGUCGGACCUGCGCGCGGUGGUUGUUCGGGCCCUGUGCGACACACUGCACUUUGUCAGCUUCGACCGAUUCCAGGUCGACAUAUUCAACUCGCUAGUGCUGUUCGAGUGUCUGCUGCUAGUCCUGUUGAUAUUCGUUUGGGGCAAGUACAGCGGAGACAUCUACGAGCGUUUCCUGUCCACCGACACAGUUGUCGAUGAACUAAGGGAGGACGUGUCUCAGUUGAAGCUACCCAAAUCAUACACCCCGCGCAUAUAAUGAGCGACAAAUUAAAAAAAUUUUUCCAAAAAAAAAAGGCUGACGUGAAGUUCAAAAGAGCGGGGCCCGGUCACCGUCUGAAUGAAGGCGCCACCACAGCCAAGACUGUAACCAAACCGGGCGAGACAUCUCGCGCCUGUAGAGUUGAACCUACCGAUGAAGCCAAACAGGCUGCGGCCGCAGCCUUAGCCCGGUUUGAGAGUAAAAAGACCACCACUGGCCCUCUUAACAUUUCGUUGGCUGCAAUCAAGUCGAGAGCUAGAAAAGAAAUGGAAGCUGAGAGAAAAAACGUGGAUCAAAACAUUGAUACGUUUACAUAUUCAGAAGAAGAAAAUACGAGUGCUGAAGUCCCUAGACAAUUAGCUGCUAGUGGUAUUUUUUUCCAAUGUCCGAUGAUAGGCCUAGAAGUUUUGCCACAAGAAGAAUGGCAUGUAAAAAUAGAAGAAUUUAUUAAAGAACAAAUGAAAGAUGAUCCUAUAUUACAAUCAAUUCUACUAAUCCAAAACUGCAAUCACAAUAGAACCAAGGUUGAAGAGUGCAUUAAGUUGCUAGUAACAUAUGCAGAAAAUAUUAUUAGAAAUAAGGAUGAAGAAAAAUAUCGGAAAGUCAGAUUAACGAAUAAAACAUUUGUGGAAAAAGUGUUACCUAUUAAGGGAGCAAUUGAAUUCUUAGAAUCUAUUGGAUUUGUUAGAAAAAGACUUAUGUACCAAGAACAGGAAGAAGAUUUUUUAGUUUUCCCAGAAGAAUGUUUAUGUAAUUUAGGCUCAGUGCAAAGCAGUGUGGACGACUUGCAGACUGCAGAACGCAUUCAAUUGGUGUUGGAUAGAAAUGCUCAGGUUCUUUUACCGUCACAGGCAUCAAAACAAGUGUCACUACCCCCAGAGUUUUUUAUAGUCUCUACUACUGAAAUAAAAGCAGAACAUCAAAAAAGAACUGAAAAAUUGGAGAGUGAAAUGAUUCUGAAGACUAAAAACAUGCGUAUGAAGGAACAAAAUAGAUACAAAUCAAAUUACAAGUACUGUUUGAUUCGAGUGAAGUUUCCAGACUGUUUGAUUUUACAGGGAACAUUCAGUGUCAAUGAACACUUGUCCGACGUACUGGAAUUUGUUAAAGAAAGCGUAUUUGACGAAGAGCGUCCAUUCAAGCUGAUACUAUCCAGUGGAAGUACAUUUGGUAACGAGCACGAGAACAUGACCUUAAGUGAAUUGAACUUAGUGCCUACCACUGUUUUACUCUUCACAAACGAUCCACCUGAAAACAAUGAGGAACAUCCAUAUUUAAAAGACGAGCUAAUGGCAUUGGUUCAGUAAACACUAAAUACAUUAUUAUUUUUUCUAAUCAAUUGUGAUAAAUUUCAAUAACCAAUUUUAUUGUGUAUUGUGUAACUUAUACUUGGGUACAAUCAAUGGAUAUAUUUAAAUAGUUUUUUUUUGACUUUAUUAGUAAAAUGAUAUAAUUUAUUUCAUACUUUGUGAUACAUAAAUAAAAAAAAAUAUGUAUUACUAAAAAUUUAACAUUACUUUUCUGUUAAUUUCAUUAUAGUGCUUCAUUUAUACCAGCCACAUAUCCUUAAAACACUGCAUAGAAAUUAUUAUUGUUAUUUUGGUAAGGUAAACAUAUUUCUAAAUUUCAUAUUAUAUUAAAAUUUUGUUGGAAAAAUAAGUAUUAUGUACAUGUAAAUUAAAAUGUUUUUUCAAAAUGUACUCAGCAAUUAUUAAAACAUAUUAUUGUAAUAUUGUGUAUUAUUAUGGUAAAAUAAAUUAACAAUUUA